Gigantopelta aegis is the source of this 1920-nucleotide messenger RNA. RefSeq names its product sulfide:quinone oxidoreductase, mitochondrial-like. Bases 108 to 1475 code for a protein of 455 amino acids. Gene Ontology annotation, molecular function: sulfide:quinone oxidoreductase activity; FAD binding. Gene Ontology annotation, cellular component: mitochondrion. Lineage: Eukaryota; Metazoa; Mollusca; Gastropoda; Neomphalida; Peltospiridae. The transcript has 10 exons. The record is from RefSeq and is a predicted model, not a curated record.
UGGAUAUGUAGGGCUGGUUGUGUUGUGAAUUUAUAUAAUUGUUUAAUCGGGUCUUGUCAUUUCGUGUGGAUUUUACAUUCAUAACUUUUUCGCAUAGACUAGCUAUUAUGGCGACUUUAAAAGCGUUGAUAACGCUGCAGGGCGCAAAAUGCAUCACUCUCGGCACAAAAUGCUUUUCCACUUCGACUGUGAGGGAGAGGAAAUCAUACAAGUUGGUUGUGGUGGGGGGCGGCGCCGGAGGGUGCAGUACAGCUGCAAAGUUCGCCAGAAAACUUGGCAAGGGACAGAUAGCAGUUAUUGAUCCCGCCGAAACACACUACUACCAGCCCUAUUGGACCCUGGUGGGCAGUGGCUUGAAAGAUGUGAAGGAUUCCGGGCGGCCAAUGAGAAGUGUCCUUCCAAAGAACUGUGACUGGAUACAGGACAAGGCGGUGGCCUUUGACCCGGAUAACUGUACAGUGACCACAUCAAAUGGCGAAUUGAUAAACUAUGAGUACUUGAUAGUGGCAAUGGGAUUACAGCUGAACUAUCACCAUAUCAAAGGCUUGCCAGAAGCAUUCGAUAUGGACGACACUAUAUGUUCCAACUACAGUAGAGCUACCGUGGUCAAAACAUUCCCAGCGCUGCAGGCCUUCAAGGGAGGUAAUGCGAUCUUUACCUUCCCCGUCUCUCCCAUCAAGUGUGCGGGAGCCCCGCAGAAAAUCAUGUACAUGGCAGAGCAUUACUUCAGAAAGACGGGUAAACGUGACCAGGCCAACAUCAUGUUCAACACGACGUUGGGAACCAUUUUUGGAGUAAAGAAAUAUGCAGAGAGUCUAACAAAAGUGGUCAAAGACAGAAAUAUCAACGUGAACUACAAGAGGAAUCUGAUAGAAGUUCGGCCUGACAAGAAAGAGGCGAUCUUCACAAAACUUGACAGUGAUAGUGGAGAGACUGAAACAUACCAUUAUGACUUUCUGCACGUUGUGCCUCCAAUGUCGGCGCCAGAUCCACUACGACUGGCGAAGAAAAUUGUCAACGAGACUGGCUACCUCGAAGUGAACCAGCACACGCUUCAACACAUGAAAUACCCCAACAUCUUCGGCAUCGGAGACUGCAUCAACGCGCCAACAUCCAAGACGGCCGCAGCUGCAGCGACUCAGUGCCAUAUAGUUUUUCAAAAUCUCUCGGCAGCCAUGGCUGGAAAAUCACCACACGCAGAGUACGAUGGCUACACGUCUUGUCCGCUCCUUACCGGGUACGGGAAAUGUAUCAUGGCAGAGUUUGAUUUCGCGGCGGAGCCUCUGGAAACAUUCCCCAUCGAUCAGGGCAAGGAGCGGCUCAGCAUGUACCACAUCAAGAAAGAUAUCCUCGCUCCAGUCUACUGGUACCUCAUGCUCCCGGGUUUCUGGAACGGCCCGAAGUUUUGGCGCCUGCUGCUCCACCUGGGAAUGGACACGGCGGUGAAGCCAAAGCAGGUUCCACAGCAGACAUAAGUCUGCUACAAUCCUAUGCAGCAGCAGCAGGAAGCGGAGAUUCGGAGAAGGAUGUCGGACACCGCUUGUGGUUAAUGAAAUAGUUAAUUCACACUAUCUUGGAAGAUAAACUAUAGAUUUACAGAGGACAGUGGCACACUUUUACACUUGACACAACAAUAAACAUGUUUCUAUAGUACACAGAUAAAAAAAUUUAAAAGAAUUUUUUUUGUUGCCCCACGAAUUCCAGAUUUUAGCAUUUAAAACAACAACUUGAACCCUGUAUUUUGUUCUUUCGUAGAAAGUUCACAAGGAACUGUGACUUUUGAAGACCUGUGACGUUUUCAGGUGUUUUUUGUUUGUUUGUUUGUUUUUUAAAGGAUCAUUCCCUAGUUUUUAAACACUAAUGCAUAUUUUUUACUAUUAGAGCCCUUUUUGAUAACUGAAAAUCAUACUUUACUUAGAG